AUGAAAUUGAUUUGCACGAAGGCCAAUUUUUGCACAUCAAAAAGGUAAAGGGAUUUCUGGGAGGAAUUUUGAAGAAAAUUAUGUAAUUUUGGAGAAAAGUCAAAUUGGACAUAUCCAAUUGUCUCUGAUACAUCAUUCAAUUCAGAAUUUCAAGUGAAAGACGCAGACAAUGUCUAUCAUCCACGAUUCCACCAAAAAAUUACAGAAUCAAGAACUUUUUGUACAAAAAACCAAAAAACGUGGAAUCCUGGCAGUGUCUGCGUCUCUCACUUCUGAGUUGUGUCUUCUCGAAAUCCUGGCACAUUUUAGACCUCUUUAGCCUGAAAAUACGUGUACUUAGAAUAGGUUUCAAGAGCUAAACAUUUUAGAGCAAAAGUAAAAAAGAAAUUCUGAAUCGAAUGAUGUAUGUAUCAGAGACAAUUGGAUAUUCCCCCGUUGAAAAGCGAAUCUUCUCAUCGAUGUUUUUUCCAGCUUCCGCCAACUCAGAGAUUUGACGGGUCAAACAGUGACAAAAAACUUGAAGAAAGCUGUUGAUGAAAUCAAGAAAAGUAUUGGACAACGCAUUUUUGACAAGAAGAAUUAGCGGAUCCUGAUAAAUUGAUUUCGCCUAGCUGAUAUUUUUGUGAGUUUUUUGGAUGGAAAAUACGGAAAAAUCAAUGAUUCAAAAAUGUUAACAAUAACAAAAAACCCUAAAAUUUAGAAUUGUUGAGAAAGCUCUAAUUUUGAUAAUCCUUCUCGAAUUAUCAAAAUUAGAAAAGAAAAAACCCAGAAAUCAAAAUCUCAUUUUCUGAUGAAAAAUUCUCUGGAGAAAAUGUUGAAAACCCUUUGAAAUUUCUAGCUGAAAACAAGUUUACUCCAAAGUUUGGAAAGGGAUAAGCUUUCCAGACCAACAUUUUGCGCUGAAGAUCAUGGUUUUCAGCAUUCUCAUGAUUUUCAGCACAAAAUCUGGGUCUGGAAAUAUUUUUUCUGAAUUUUCAAAUCUUACUUUGGUGAAAAAUGAUUUCUGCGCUUGGAAUCAUGAAAUUAUUGAAUUCCGGAAGUUUUCAAAUGAUUUUUUUGAAUUUUCAGAGCCGCGAAAAACGUCGAACUCAACAAUACGAAAUUUGAUUCCCUUGCCAAGAAAAAGAGGAAAAAACGAAGAAAAAUAGCGGAUAAAAAGGAGAAAUCAGAAAGAUGAGCUCAAGGAAGACGAAAAACCGGUUGAGAAGAUUUUGGCGGAAAUCGAAAGCUUGUGAAUUAUCGGCCAGCCAGAAGAAGAAGAAGAGCUUGAAAUAGAAAGGUAGGAAGUUUUCCUUGAAUUUUGAGAGAAAUCGGAAUUCUUCAUGUUAACAUUGAGAAUUUUGAUGAAAAUAAAAAUGAUUUUCAUGAAUUUUUGAGCUAUGGAGCUCGAAAAUUCGAUGAAUUUCGAGCUCUAGAGCUUGGAAACUUGAAAAAAGCGGAAACUUGAUCGAAAAUAAAAAAAAUCAUGGUUUUUAUGAAUUUUCGACCCCUCCUGGAUGUUGAAAAUCAGAGAAUUUGAGAAAAUUGGAGCAUUUUGAGCCAUGGGCCUAGGAAACAUAAGAAAAAACUGAAUUCAUAUCAAAUUUUGAGCGAAAAUUCGAGAUUUUUGUGAGAAAAUUAGUCUACGAGUGCGAUUUUUGAAAUUUUGAGCAAAAAGUUGGUCUUGAAACGACUAUUUUUAAUCAUGUACCUUUGAAAGAUGAUUUUCUGGGUCCUACCACGAAUGAUUCUGAAAUAUCUGUGGACGUUGAUUCAGUAAUGAUAAUUUUUGAGUUUUGAGCUUGUGAUUUUUGGAUUUUUAGUCCAAAAAUGGGUCUAGGAAGAGGUUUUCUCAUAUUUUUUUUUGAGAGAAAUUUUGAAGAUUUGGAGUCAUGGAAAUUCACAAUUUUCGUGCAGGUAUCUUCAAAAUCAGAUUUUCUAGUCGUGAAACAAUAAUUUUUAGGUCUCACCACGAAAAAUCUAAGAAUUGUAAUUUUAAAAUUGCAUUGCUCAUGUUAUGCUCUGAAAUUACGUUAAAAUGUCGAGUUUUCAUGGAGAUUAGACAUUGCUCAUAUCAAACUCAACCUUUACUUCAAAAUUGGUAAACAGUUUUUUUGCGCUGGAAAUCUCAUUGAAUUUCAGUGAUUUUGAGCUUUCAACAAAGCGAAAAUUUGAAUAUUUUUGAUAAAAAUAAAUAUCGAAAUAUGAAAAUCGAUAUUUGUUGAUCUCAAAAAAGAAAUAAAUAAUCAGGUAAGUUUUUUUUUCCAAUAUUUUAUUUGAUCAAUUUUUAAUUGUGAGUUUUGUUUCAUGAAAUAAUAAAUAUUUUUCUCAAUUUCCAAUGUGUUAUGUAAUUUUUUUUUUCGAAGAGUUGAAUUCUCUUACAAGUUCUUGAAUGUUAGAAUUCUUGAAUUCAAAUGGAUUUCGAAAGGACGUGUAAAAGGUGAGAUUUAAAGGGGGAUUUUGUGAAACCGGGAAAUGUUUUUAAAAAGAAAAGUUUUUGUUUCGGGAAAUUUUGAAUCGUAGAACUUUAUACUUGAUAUUUUUUCUCAGAAAAAUCUGAUUAUUCAAUUUUUGAAAAUAAUUUUGGAUCAGAUUCGAAUGAACGAGUAAAUAUGAUGAUUUUGAGAUAUGGGAAUCAAGUUUACAAAAAAAAAAUUAUGAAAAUUUAUGUUAGAUGAUAUUUAUUUGAGAAAUAGAAGCAAAUAAUUUGUGAGAUCUGAUUGUUUGAUUUUUGAGCAAUUUAUUUUCAUCAACUAGAUUUUUGGUAUCCUGAAACUGAAGUUUCCAGCCAAACUCUUGAAUUAAAAAAUUUCAAAUUUUUUAAAUAUCGGAGAGAGUUUUGACAGACGGGAAUUUGAAUUUUGAUAAAAAACAAAACCAAAUUUCACUUUUUCCUAGCUUCGAAAACUUUUAAUUAGUCUGAAGUUUUCUGGUAAUCUUGAAAUUUCAAAAUUUUGAUGUCGAAAACUUCAGAGCACAUAUUUUGAAUGUGAAUUUCAUGAAAAUCUUUGAAAAUUUCGGAGAAUUCAUAAGUUUAUUUCAUCAAAAGGAUAUCCAUAUUUUUCCAGACAUUGACAUCAAUAUUUAUUAUUUUGAUGGUCUUCGGCAACUUCAAAUGAACAAGAAGAAUCUGAAAAUGAUGAAAAAAGAAGAUGGAUUUGAAGAUUAUGGAAAUUGGUUAGGAGUGAAUAAUUUAUCGAUUGGAACAAAUUGA
Caenorhabditis angaria is the source of this 3193-nucleotide messenger RNA. Lineage: Eukaryota; Metazoa; Nematoda; Chromadorea; Rhabditida; Rhabditidae. The record is from the annotation of a GenBank genome assembly.